AUGGACUCAGAAGAGCAGCUUGUUGACUCUCCGAUCACAAACGAGGGGCAGCAAUCAGAGAAUGCAAGUGUUGACUCUGCAACCGCGAUAGCAUCUUCACCUUUACCUCCCAGGCCUGGACUCCAUCAUUCACCCAGCACCGCGAGGAAGCGCAACAAUGAAGAGGUCUAUGGGUCUACAAGAUCCCCCAGGUCAAUGCCUACGCCGUCCAGAUUCCAAAAGUCUACUAUGACUGUCUCACAGCCAAAUGAAGAUGCCGAACAGGCAAUCAACAUCACCCAAGGCCAAGAGUCAUCUUCCAAACAAAAUACCAAACCGGCACAGCCCAGUACCACCAACAGCACAAGACCUGAAAGGCUAACCAUAGACAGACAAGAGUUAGCUAAACCUCCCUCUUCAAGAGACUCGUUCGUCCGGGAUGUUGACGAGUAUCAACAACAACUGGAGCUUGAAUUCCAGGAAUUUGAACGCUCUCUUAACGAGAGAAAUCCAACUGAAGGUCUGGAAGACCUGGACUGGGACGACCUAGAGGCCCGCUACGAUAAGGAAAUUCAACCGAAGAUCACUGCUGAGCAAGAGAUCAUGGAUGAGUUUAGUGCUCGGUUUGAGGUGGCUUUUCCUACGCACUGA
Capronia coronata CBS 617.96 is the source of this 630-nucleotide messenger RNA. RefSeq lists its product as uncharacterized. The coding region runs from base 1 to 630 and encodes 209 amino acids. The record is from RefSeq and is a predicted model, not a curated record. The transcript has a single exon. Lineage: Eukaryota; Fungi; Ascomycota; Eurotiomycetes; Chaetothyriales; Herpotrichiellaceae.